AUGUCGCUUGCGCUGGAGGUCUACGAUGGCUGGGAGCUGGCCCAGAGAGAGCUGUCAUCCAUAGAGCUCCAACUCUGUAAGAAGAACCUUACUGUAGUCAACAACCUCCUGACAACCAUCCAAGGGGUCAUCGUCUCUGACUGCGGCCCCAAGUUUACGUCCCGGUCUCCACUGCGCCCCUGGGUGGGGGAGUGGUUCAGGACGUCUAAAGAGGUCUGGUCUGCUGCCCAUGUCCGCCUGCCGGAAGCAGUGCAGCGUCAAAAGGAGCCAAAGGACCGGUGGCCGGUGGUUCCUGGUCCACUGGGGCAAUCUGGUCCCGCCGGUGUAGAGACAGAUAUGGCUGUGACCGGUCGAAAAACGAUAGGAGGGAUAUGCAAGUUCCCCUUUGUAUUCCGCAAUGAGACGUAUGACUCGUGCACCAGCGAUGGACGAGAUGACGGCGAACUGUGGUGUGCCACAACCAGCAGCUACGAUGCAGAUGGUGAAUGGGUCUUCUGCCAAGACAUUGCUCAUUGGGAAUUUUUCAAUGGAUCAUCUUACUAUUUCUCUGAAAACAAACUGACCUGGAAAAAUAGUAAAUAUGCCUGUAUCCAGGAAGGAGGACACCUGGUCAUCAUAGAGAAUCAGCAGGAGCAGGACUUCAUUAGAAAGCAUGUGGGAAACACUGACAGUAAAAACAGCUACUGGAUUGGAAUGACAGACAUUAAGGAGGAGGGAGUUUGGGUCUGGGUGGACAAUACACCCCUAAAUGACAACAUCAAUUACUGGGACCAAAACAAUGGAACAGAUGUCAGUGACGAUCCAGAACCAAAUGACUGGGAUUCAAAUGAAGACUGUGCCCAAAUAGGUCGAAGCUGUUCAGAGCAAAUCAGUUGUUGGUUUGACAACGUAUGUAACAUCUUGUCUAAGAGAAUCUGUGAGCAUCGUGCAGUCCUAUAA
This is a messenger RNA of Esox lucius (northern pike), 939 nucleotides long. Its product is annotated as C-type mannose receptor 2-like. The transcript is spliced from 8 exons. Gene Ontology annotation, cellular component: external side of plasma membrane. NCBI's taxonomy places the organism in Eukaryota, Metazoa, Chordata, Actinopteri, Esociformes, Esocidae. Gene Ontology annotation, biological process: biological process involved in interspecies interaction between organisms; immune response. Bases 1 to 939 code for a protein of 312 amino acids. Gene Ontology annotation, molecular function: carbohydrate binding. The record is from RefSeq and is a predicted model, not a curated record.